AUGCCCUCAAUUCUCUCCGACGCCGACAAGGAGACCGUCAAGCGCACCGUCCCCAAAGCGUCAAACAAGAUCCAGGCUGUUGCCGUUGCUCGACUCUACGUGGCCUAUCCAAAUCGCAACCGAUGGACGUACACAGGUCUCCAGGGGGCUGCGGUUCUCUCCAACGACCUCGUUGGGAACACGUUCUGGAUUAAAAUGGUCGACAUCUCACCUGCGAACAGAGGGGUGAUAUGGGAUCAAGAAAUCUAUGACACUUUCCAAUACAACCAAGAUCGGACCUUCUUCCACUCGUUUGAGUUGGAACAAUGCAUGGCAGGUUUAUCCUUCGUUGACGAGAAGGAGGCCCGGCAGUUCAAGAAGAAGAUGGAUGAGCGGGAGAAGAAUGCCAGCAAACACACUAAGGCCCAACCUUUUGCUUCCGCUGCUGGCGGAGGCCAGGUUUUUGUUCCUGGUGGUGGGCAAAAACAUCACAGCAGAAUGGGUGCCUUCUUUCGUCACAGGCACAGCUCCAAUCCUGUCCAGACGCCGCAGCCGCAAGCGACUGCUCCUCAGCCCAUCUACAGCCCGGUCUCUUCAACACGCUCUCACAGUAGCGCAGGGGGCAUUGAUUUGGCUGAUCCGACAUGGAGGCCAAUCCUAGAUGAAUUGCUUGCCAUGGGUAUCACGGAGGACCAAAUCGAACAGAAUGCCGAUUUCAUCAAAGGUUACGUCCAGCAGAAGCAGGCGGAGGAAUUGGCGAAUGGUAUCGCCCGGGCUCUGCCCACGGUUUCUGACGCAAGGUCGAGGGCUCCUCCUCCACCGCCUCCUUCGGCACCCCCAGCAUCGAGAAUCAGUCCCCAAAGUACAGGUACCGCAAGUUCGUCAAGCCGACGAGGUCCUCCGCCAGCUCCACCGCCGUCGCGAAGACCAGCGGGUGGAAGAGCAUCCUCACCACCACCGAGUUCUCCCCCAAGGACACCGUCACCCGCGCCUAGCCCGCAACCAAGAUUCCGGGCUCCUCCACCCAUUGCAGACGCAGGCAAAUAUGCUGUUAAAGAAGGCCCUGCAGUCCAUCCUUCUGGCCGCACCCGAGCCGCUUCAGGCUCGCUAGCAAAUCCUGGUCCGCCGCCUCCGCCUCGUCCUCCAAAGGCGCCCAUCGAGGAGGAGCCUUCCGGCAUGUUUAGGGUGCCUCCUCCAUUCACCGGGGAGCGGAAAUCGUCAGCUCCUCCUCCCCCGCCCAGUCGCGGACCAGUGCCACCACCUCCUCCAAGCCGGGAAACGCCUACACCGUCUGGCCAUAUUAUACCGCCGCCAUUGCCGCCCAAAGCAGCAGCAGCACCAUCUCACCCUGCGGCUUCUGCGGCCAUUCCACCUCCUCCACCCCCGCCACCCCCGGGGCGGAAUAAUGCGCCCCCUCUACCACCUCCCAACGCCCGUGCAGUUCCUCCUCCACCUACCGGAGCAGGUCCACCACCACCGCCUCCUCCACCUCCUCCGAUGCCCUCCUCCGCAGGGCCACCGCCGCCACCGCCCCUUCCUGCAUCAUCUGGACCACCUCCUCCCCCUCCUAUGCCUGCCUCAGGCUCUGGGUCGACGGCACCUCCGCUGCCCCCAGUAGGAGGUGAUACACGAGACUCACUUCUUGCCGCUAUUCGCAACACAGGAGGGACAUCCAGCGGUCGCCUGCGCAGAGUUAGUUCCAGCGAAAGACGAGACCGUUCAGCCGCGAUGGUGCCGGGAACAGAAUCUGGGGCUGCUGCUCCGUCUGGUGCGCCAGGAACGCCUGCUGCAGCUUCGGAUGGGGGCGGACUUGCCAACGCGCUUGCGGCAGCUCUCAGUCAGCGGAAGAAGAAAGUCAGUGGCAGUGAUGACGAAAAGGACGAUGAUGAUGAUUGGUGA
Molecule: messenger RNA, 1878 nt
Organism: Capronia coronata CBS 617.96
Lineage: Eukaryota; Fungi; Ascomycota; Eurotiomycetes; Chaetothyriales; Herpotrichiellaceae
Exons: 2
Coding region: 1-1878 (625 amino acids)
Biological process (GO): exocytosis; endocytic recycling; Arp2/3 complex-mediated actin nucleation
Cellular component (GO): WASH complex; recycling endosome; early endosome
Molecular function (GO): alpha-tubulin binding; gamma-tubulin binding
Source: RefSeq, a predicted model, not a curated record